AUGGAGACCCAUAACAUACAGUCGAAGACUAUGGAGAAUAAUCAAAAACCACUAUUAACCGCCGACAUGGCAGUUGGUACUGUUACUGUUGAGGCUCCCUUCGAUGAGCUCAAGAAAGGCAGGGUGUUGAUCCUCAAUGGAUUUCCAGGCACGGGAAAAACAAGUAUUGUGAAUAACCUCAAAGAACGACUCCCCGGCCAGAAGAUCCAGAUAGUCGACAGCCCAAUAAUGGCCGGACAAUUUUGCGCUCAUCCAUAUAAGCGAGGGUGUCGAUCUGCCUACCUUCAUGAGAUCCGAAGAUUGGCAGACCAGGGCUACACUAUCCUGGUGACAGCUUCUCUGGCGAACAACAUAUCGAGCCAACAAGUCAUCGAAGACAUUAUUGGAAUCGUCUCCGGGAAAGACAUCCCCCUGUUCUGGAUCAACAUCAGCCGCCAAGAGGUUGUACAAGAUCAACAAAUAUCGAACUCGACCCGGUUAGCGAACGACGAGUCGAAGACAGAAAAGCCUGAUGUCUUGCCUGCUACCGCCGAGCAAGGUCAACUUGUUCUUCCCUCAAGCCUAGGGCAUAAGCUGGAUGGGAUCAGCAUGAUCACUCGAGUGAUGAAUAUGGGGAAUGGCAUCGAGGAGGCAGUCAGGAAGGUAUCGGAGGUGAUGGCCCGAGAGGAAUGA
This is a messenger RNA of Fusarium fujikuroi IMI 58289, 672 nucleotides long. RefSeq lists its product as uncharacterized. Bases 1 to 672 code for a protein of 223 amino acids. The transcript has a single exon. Lineage: Eukaryota; Fungi; Ascomycota; Sordariomycetes; Hypocreales; Nectriaceae. The record is from RefSeq and is a predicted model, not a curated record.